Molecule: messenger RNA, 1023 nt
Organism: Zasmidium cellare ATCC 36951
Lineage: Eukaryota; Fungi; Ascomycota; Dothideomycetes; Mycosphaerellales; Mycosphaerellaceae
Exons: 3
Coding region: 1-1023 (340 amino acids)
Source: RefSeq, a predicted model, not a curated record
AUGGCCAGUACGUCGAAACCUGCAAGGCCCACAGGCCCGGGAAUUCGCAGUUUUUUGGCCCAGAUGUACCCCCCUGCGCCGCAGUACACGGAGAAAGAGAUGCCAGACCUCACUGGCAGAGUGUACAUUGUCACCGGGGCCAACACAGGCGUCGGUAAAGAGGUGGCCUCGCUGCUAUAUUCAAAAAAUGCCAAAGUCUAUCUCGCUGCCCGCUCAGAAGACAAGACGACGGAUGCCAUAGCGGAUAUCAAGAAGUCGUGGCCUCAAUCUGACGGCGAACUCGUCUAUCAAAAGCUGGACCUGGCGGAUUUGUCGACUGUCAAGGCUUCAGUGAAUCAAUUUACGGACACGAAGCUCCACGGUCUGAUCAACAACGCUGCUGUGCAGGCGCUCGCGGCGCAGUCACCCAACAACACUACAGCACAAGGUCAUGAAAUCCAUCUCGGUGUCAAUGUCCUCGGCCAGUUCCUCUUUACCAAGCUUCUGACGCCCAAGCUUGUAGCGACGGCGAAGGCCGAGCCUGCAAAUACCGUACGGGUCGUAUGGGUUUCAUCCCUCGGACUCGAGAUGAUCGGGGAGCAGGACUACGGCAUUACCACCAAAUACGUCGACUACUGGCCUUCUUUGAAGCCGCUCGAGCGUUAUGGCCUCAGCAAGGCAGGCAACUGGCUCUACGCGGUGGAAUUUGCCAAGCGGCACAGAAACGACGGCGUCGUGAGCGUACCGUGCAAUCCGGGUCAUCUGAGCUCGGAGCUCUACCGCGACGGCGGCGCCCUCUUCAAGCGUGUCCUCAACACUCUAGUCUUGUACCCGCCGCGCUACGGCGCCUAUACUGAGCUUUUCUCCGCACUCUCCAGCAAGAUCACAAUAGAGCAGACUGGCGAUUGGGUGGUGCCGUGGGGACGCUUCUAUCGCCUGAGGCCUGACUUGGAAGCGGCGAGGAAAUCGGAAGCAGAAGGUGGAAAUGGCCACUCCGCCAAGUUUUGGGCUUGGUCAGAAGAGCAGGUCGCUAAGUACACGUAA